Messenger RNA from Daldinia caldariorum, 1593 nucleotides. Its product is annotated as Serine/threonine-protein kinase Rio1. Lineage: Eukaryota; Fungi; Ascomycota; Sordariomycetes; Xylariales; Hypoxylaceae. Gene Ontology annotation, biological process: maturation of SSU-rRNA. Gene Ontology annotation, molecular function: protein serine/threonine kinase activity; ATP binding. The transcript is spliced from 2 exons. The record is from RefSeq and is a predicted model, not a curated record. Bases 1 to 1593 code for a protein of 530 amino acids. Gene Ontology annotation, cellular component: preribosome, small subunit precursor; cytosol.
AUGGAGACUGAAACCUCCACCACAACAACACCCGGGCAAUUGCCUCACUCGUCUGAUACCAACGUUCAUGAUGAACCAGCAAGCCGAGAAAUCCCUAGAAAUUUAGCCGACGCCACCCCAGAAGCCUACGAUGAUGAUGACGAUCUAGACUCUAUCUUCGACGAUGACGAUGAUUUCUACGAGGGCACCGGCCCAGAUGAGAAAUCAGACGUUCCCCGAAAUUUUAACCGACAACGGCAGUUACAUUCUAAUCAGCAGAAACCGGCCGCCAAUACUCAAGCUAACAUAGACGACCAGAUUGCCGCCCUCUCGAAACACGCCGCUAAAAUACGAUUGGAUGAUGUCAAGGAGGGUCAAGAUCGAGAAAAGGACAAGGCUGAUAGGGCUACGAGUGAUCAAGUCCUUGAUAAGGCCACUCGGAUGAUUCUCUAUCAAAUGAUAAAUCGAGGUCUAGUUGGCGAGAUCCACGGCGCAAUUAGUACCGGUAAGGAAGCCAACGUAUAUGGCGCCCUCGCGUAUCCUGACAUCAACGGACCCCCCGUCCAUCGAGCUGUGAAGGUAUACAAGACGGCUAUUCUAAGUUUUAAGGAUCGUGAGAGAUACAUCGUGGGCGAGCACCGCUUUAAAGCCGGCGCGGAAAAGAGCCACGGCAGGAAGAUGGUUAAGCUAUGGGCAGAAAAGGAACACCGAAACUUGCGGAGAAUACACACCGCCGGUAUUCCUUGUCCUGAACCCUUAGAACUCAAGUCCCACGUGCUCCUAAUGAGCUUCCUCGGAGACAAGAAGGGAUACGCGUACCCGCGAUUACGCGACGCGAAUAUCUCCGGUGAUGAUACCGAUCAGGUAUGGAGAAAGCUCUACAUUCAACUCCUCGGCAUCAUGCGACGUAUGUACCAGGUUACCAGGCUGGUACAUGCGGAUCUGAGUGAAUAUAAUAUUCUAUAUCAUGAUGGGCAACUCUACAUCAUCGAUGUAUCCCAGAGCGUGGAACCUGACCACCCUCGAUCAUUGGAAUUUCUUCGGAUGGAUAUCAAGAACACCGGUGACUUCUUCCGCAAACAGCAAGUCGAUACGCUAUCCGAUCGUGCCAUCUUCGACUUUAUUACUAGUCCCAAGGGUCCGGUAGAAGAGCCAGGUCUAUCAGAAACCAUAGAAGAGCUAUACGCUUCUAGGCCAUCAUUCGCUAGCGACGAGGCCGCUGCUGCCGAGCUAGAGGUUGAUAACGAGGUCUUCCGAAACCAGUAUAUCCCCCAGACUCUGGAGCAGGUUUACGAUAUCGAGAAUGACGCGCAGAAGAUUGAGGAGGGCGAGGGAGAUAAGCUCGUCUACCGGAACCUCCUAGCGGACCAGGUAGUACUCAAGAAAGAAGAAGGGACCUCGGAAGACGAGUCGGACGAGGGAGCAGCUCUAGAUAGUGACGACGAAAGCAAGUUCGAGAAAGGAACGCCUCGGGGCAAACGGUUUGAAGAUAAGGAAGACAAGAAGCAACGCAAGCAAGCAGCCAAGGAGGCCAAGUCUGAGAAGCGGAAAGAAAAGAUCCCGAAGCAUAUCAAGAAACGUCUGGUAUCACUCACGGCGAGAAAGAAGAGAUAA